AUGGCAGCAGUCCGUCUGCGAAAGGCAUUUCGAUAUCCAGAUGAUCUGGACGAGACCGAUCAGGCCGAUCUCGACGAACAGGAACAAGAGCAGCUUAUCGAGCAGUUGCAGCAUCAAAAUGAUACCCGCAAUGCACAAUAUCAUGUCAUCUUUACACUUAUUCCAGUUCUCGCCACCCUCCCAUUCCUCUCCAUGCUCUUCUCACCAUCAGCAUCGAGCAAUGGAGCAGGAACAGGGACAAUGACACAGCGACUUCUCUCUCUCCUCAGCAUCUUCUCCCUCCUCACCACCGCUUAUACCAUGCGUCUGGCACCCAUUCAUCCAGAUCGCAAGGGUAAAAAAGCCAUCACGGCCACUUCGGCCCGUCGAGAUCGAAUUCACGCGGCCCUGGUCCCAGUGAACGGAGUCGUGUGUCUCCUGCUCGGACUGGUGUAUGCGUGGACGAGAGCAUCACCGGUGGGAAUGCCGGUCUUGUAUUUGAUUCCUGGAGUGCUGCUGGCUGUGAUUUUGAUUGCGCGACAGACGAUGCUGUCGGUGGAUCUGUCGACGUUGAAGGAUCUGCAGUAUGAGUACAAGGGUGCUUGA
Messenger RNA from Penicillium oxalicum, 585 nucleotides. RefSeq lists its product as uncharacterized. The record is from RefSeq and is a predicted model, not a curated record. The transcript has 3 exons. The coding region runs from base 1 to 585 and encodes 194 amino acids. NCBI's taxonomy places the organism in Eukaryota, Fungi, Ascomycota, Eurotiomycetes, Eurotiales, Aspergillaceae.